CGCGACAAACGUCAGGUCGAGCGCGCGCGCUCGUGUGUAUGUAUGCAUUUUCUUUUUCCUCUCGCUCUCGGUGCAAACGUGCAAAUUUCAGAUUGUUUUCGUCGCACAGCUGAUGUGCGCGGUGCGCGCGGACAACACGCGUAUCAACACGUCGCCAACUCGCCUUCUCAUUUCCGUUGGGAUUGAUUGGGAUUUCAUGCCGUUCGUUUAACGCCCCCCGCGACACCGAACGAUGGCGAGUGCGAAUGACAGAUCGCCGAAGCUCCAGCCCAACGAGGAGGUCGUAGAGGAGCUCACCCGAGAUCUAGAAGGUUCCUGUAUCCAAGCGGAUGGCGACCGAGCGGCAGAUUGUUCUUCCAAGAAGAACGCGCGAUCGAAGGGCACGCUCGGGGGCAACGCGUGGGACAUCGUGGACGAGGAACGCAACGAGGAUGAUGACAACGCACAAGACGCGGAUUCCCCCCCUUCGGAGGACGUGGACGAGGUGCUCCUUAAGGACAGAGACCUGUUACUGACGGAAAGCGAGCAAGAGGCAUUGAAAGGGGAAGCAGAAAAUCUAAAGCAGGUGGGGAAUGACCUUUUCAAAAGUGGCGAAUACGUACAGGCGAUAUCGCGGUACACACAGGGAUUGCAGACUUGUCCUUUAGUGUAUAGCAAAGAAAGAUCUAUAUUGUACGCGAAUAGGGCGGCGGCGAAAGCGAAGUGUCAGACAGAGAAGGAUUCGGCGAUAUCGGAUUGUACCAAAGCCAUCGAAUUAAAUUCAAGUUACGUAAAGGCAUAUAUAAGAAGAGCACAGUUGUACGAAGAGACAGAGAAGCUGGAUGAGGCGUUAGAGGACUUCAAGAAAGUAUUGACAUUCGAUUCUAGUCACACGGAAGCUAAUCACGCUGUCAGGAGGUUACCUCCGUUAAUCGAGGAGAGAAACGAGAAGCUGAAGACAGAAAUGUUGGGCAAACUGAAGGAUCUAGGGAACAUGGUUUUGAAACCCUUUGGCCUUUCCACAAACAACUUCGAGCUGGAGAAGGAUCCCAACAGUGGUGGUUAUUCCGUAAAGUUUCAUCAGAACCCCAUGUAACAAGCUAGUUAUGUUUCUUAUUUAUAAAAAAAAAACUGGAUAAAAUGUGUCCUUUUUACCUGUAA
Molecule: messenger RNA, 1140 nt
Organism: Temnothorax curvispinosus
Lineage: Eukaryota; Metazoa; Arthropoda; Insecta; Hymenoptera; Formicidae
Gene: Ttc1
Product: tetratricopeptide repeat protein 1
Exons: 4
Coding region: 233-1075 (280 amino acids)
Molecular function (GO): protein binding
Source: RefSeq, a predicted model, not a curated record